Dermatophagoides pteronyssinus (European house dust mite) is the source of this 587-nucleotide messenger RNA. RefSeq lists its product as uncharacterized. The record is from RefSeq and is a predicted model, not a curated record. NCBI's taxonomy places the organism in Eukaryota, Metazoa, Arthropoda, Arachnida, Sarcoptiformes, Pyroglyphidae.
UUAUUUUGUGUGUAGUUUUUUUUCCUAAAUAAAAAUCAAUCAUUUCACUACGAUUAACAUCAUCAUCAUCAUAUUCAUAUUCAUCUUAUUCUUCACUACUAUUAUCAUUAAAAUUUUAAAAAAUGACUGAAAGUCGUUUCGGUAUUUUGUAUGCGAUUACACGUAUUGUAUUGGUCGUAUUGAUUCUCUUAAUGAUUAUCAUCAAUAUUGUUCAUAUUGCACAAACAAACCAAAAAACCGAAGAUAUUGUUUGGGUAGUUUUUUCAUUUAUUUCAUUAGCAAUCGGUUUAAUUGGUGUUUGGCGUGAACAUUUUCUUUUUUCAUGUACAUUUGCCGUUAUUUUAUUAGUAUUGGCAUGUGUAAGCGGUGCAUAUGGAUUUAUUUGGCUACAAACAACCGGUACUGUUAUUCUUAUUUUAUUGGCUAUUCUAUUUACAUUCAUGUUAUGGGAUAUGGGUAAUCGUCAAAUGAAUGUACCGGAUAUGUGUUAGAAUAUUCACCCUUUUCCAAAAAAAUAAAACCAAUGAAAACAUAAAUGAAUAAUAACCCUAUGUUUGUUUGUAAUGUAAUUUUUUUUCUGUUGCUUU